AGUGUGAAAACGAUCAGAAAUUCUUUCUUUUGCGACAAUGUCUCGCCUUUUCGCGGGCUUGAAUUUAAUAUAAAAAAUAAUAACAAAAAGGCAAAGCAAAUUGGGUCUCUUAUGAUUUCGCAAGCAAGUUUUUCUGAGUUCUACAAAAAAGUCACCUGGAAAAAGUAUUUAAAGAAAAGUUCUGGAAAAUAAUUAAACCACGGUAAACGCAGGGAAACCCAUAAGAUCGGCAGCUGUGCCAUUAAGCUACCUGAUCGGUGAUCAGUGGAUUACGCGGAAUCUGGGAAAUCAGGUCGGCUGUUAGAAAAUUUGCACCCGGUCCACGGAUUACUUCUAUAACUUACCUGAGUCCGCUAUAAGAAUCACCACUCCGCGCCACAGAGCCACAGUUACAAACUGCAACGUCCAACGUGAACAACCAGAUAACGAGCAAACCUUAAGAUGGUGCUAACCAAUUCAACUCCCAACAACGCUCACAAGCAAAACGAAAUGGUGGUGAACACGGCAGCCAUGAACAGUGAGGACCUCAGCGAGCUUCUGCAGUUGAACGCGGAGAUUGAGGAGCGCCGUCGUUCUAGCCAGCACGGAAACGCCAGCAGCGCCUGCGGCUUGCUCCGGGCUACAAUGACCAGGGAGGAGCUCUUUGAGAUUUCCUCGCUGGACGACGAUCGCUUUUUGACUGCACUGGAGCAUCAGAACUCGUACUUGUCCCCUCGCCGAGUUCAGGUUACCGACCUGGACCUGUCCAGCAUAGAAAAUCUGAUGAAGUACUUCGACGAAGAAGUACCCGUUACGCCCACCAAGACAUUGGGGGCCUCCAAGGCUGCUUCCACAGGAAAGGUGGCCAGUGUAAUAGCCAAGUUGGUCCUCCAGCCAGAUGCGGGCUCUCCGCUCAAGCCGAAGGUGUGUAGUGGGAACCUUAAGAUCAGUGAGCUCAAGCAGAAGUACGAGCAGAAGCCGGUCCUGGAAUUGCCAGGCUCCGCACCGCAGGGAUCGAGAAGGAUGUCCGCCUCUUUGCCAGUGAAAGUGAAGGAGAUGGCCCAGCUGUUCAACUCGAAGAUCAGUCAAGUGAUACGCCGUGCUGAGGAGCCCCACUACGUCCAGCUGCAAAACGAGCUCUCGCCGGAGGUCAAGCCCAAAAAUCACCUGAAGUCGGACCCCCAUCGCCAAGGACCCUGCCUGGUGGCCGAGGAAGUGUUCCGCGAACUGAGCGUCAAGGACAAAGCUCUCCUGUUCAACAAGUUUGUUGGUGACAUGGCAGCCAAACACCCAAAGUUCAACGCACACGCUGCGGAUCUUAAGGCGAAGGUGGAUAAACAGGUGGCCCGCGGCGAGGUGGUGGCGGAACAACAAGCCAGCGUCAAGCAUCUGGCGGAGGAGCUGGAGGCGAAGUGCAUCCUGCAGCCAGGAUCGCCACCGCGUCCAGCAGGAGCCUCGCCGCCCAAGGCGGCCGAGAGCAGAAUGGAGCUAUCUACUCCUCAGCUCCACGUAAGCACACUUACUGUGAUCCUUAAGCCCAGUCCGGAGCGCAGGGCUCCGCAGGCGACCACUCGUCGCUGCCUGGACCGUCAAAGAGAAAGGGACUAUGGCCGAGAGCGAUCCCAAAAACGAAACCUUGCCGCAAUACGCACCGUCCUACCAACGGAGGCCUAUGCGCCGCCAAAGAAGAUCCGCCGCACUCGGCAGGAGCGUAUCGGAUGCGACAACCAAAUGUUUUUUCAGAACGAGCAUCUCGAGAGCCUGUUCUACACUUGGCUCAGUACCGAGAACGGCGUGCAGUUCGACAUAGCUAGUGUGUCCAACAGUCAGCAGACCAUAGAGAUCGCCUCCGAGGAGGGAGAUUACCUGGAACCGCCGACUUUAGAGCAGAGUGCCUCUCCGUUGGCGGAGGUGAGCCAAAAGUCCGCGGUCGAACGGCUCCUGGAGGAGGCCAUAGCCAAGUUGGAAAUUGAGAACAGAGUGAAGGAGGAAACACACGUCGAGGAGAAGGAGGUCGAUACGGCCCAGGCUUCAGAUCACCCUCAUGAUCAGGCUCAGGCUGAGUCGGAGACCGUUCCCGUCACUCCGCGCCGCAUCAAGCGUCAGGCUCCGCCAGUUCCAGCCCCACGGCCAAGUUUGAGUCAAACCCAGUCCAGUGCGUCCAGCUGCAAGCAGUCAGAGGCUGAAGAGAGCGAGUCCGGGUUGUCUACCCUACCCAAGAUAACCAGCGACGAGUCCCAACCUGAGACUCCCAAAGAAGACUUGCAGCCAGGAGACUUCGAGUUUGUAAAGCCCCAAAGGCCGCCGCGAAAGAAGAAGAUGCGUCGAACUCUCACUUGGAAGAAGGAAAACUCCAUCGUGGAGGCCACUGCGGUCACCUCAACGGACUCUGACUCAGACUACAAGCCGCCGGCCUUGGCCCAGACGAAGAAAAAACCGCCGACGAGCUGCAACUUCCCGCUGCCCGAGCAAAGCUUUAUCGAGCUGGACAAGUCGCUGAUGCGCCAUGUGAACUCGCCCCGAAAGAUCAAGUCGGCAUACACGCUGACCGUGAUGUCCUCCCCUUCGCCGAAUGCAGACAGCGAUCAGUCGCCCAGCCAAACCCCAAGGCAAUCCCUCGGCCAAGCCAUGCGGGACAGUUUCGUGGACCAGGGCUUCGAGACGUGUUCAAAUGAUCCGAUGGACAACAGUCCGAUGCGUGGAUCCUCUGCAAGCGGCUCGGACUCUAAGCCCUCCGGGUUCUCAACGCCCGUCAAAGGGCGUCUUGCUUGCAGUCCGGCGCAGCAGCAACUAUUCAGCCCCAUUCUCGCUCAGGAAGGCAAGGAUAGGCCUCGCCGUAGCUCCUUGGCCAUGCAGGUGAUUCGGGAAGACCACCCGCUCGACCUAGACGCCGCCUCCAGCUCGCCAUCCACGCCAUGCAGUGAGCGGGAGUUCUUUGCCAACGCGCCGACCGUCGAACUGAACUCCUUCCAGGACGGGACUCCAGCUAGCCAGCCUAUGUCGUUGUUCUGGGUCACUUCAGGGGACUUCACAGUCUCUUUGGAAAUCUUCAGGAACAGCCCGGAACGCCUCCGUCUGCUUUACGAGAUCUUCACGCAGAAGAGUUGGGAGAUCCGAGAUCUGGCCUUCGGAAUCGACGGCCACAAGUUUACCGGCCGAGGGGCGAGCUCAGACUCUGCUCGGCAGUCGCUGCCAGAGCGACCGCCCAGUGUAGUAGGUUGCUCCCACUACUGGUUCGCCAGCGGAGACUUCGCCGUGCCCUUCAGUGGAAAACUGAUGCCUGGCGAGAAGAUCGAGCGGCUGUUCGCGUUCCUCAACGAGGAGCAGUCCGAGUUGCGCUUCGGCGUGGACCACAUCGAGUUCAGUAGCGUGCCGGAGUUCUGGCCCACCACCCAAAAGUAUUCCAUAGAGAGCAGCUACAGCAUGCUGGUGGGUCUGCAGACGGGCGCCAGCAAUGGCCUGGAGGGGCGCAGCAAGAACUCCUGGCCCAACAAUGGCAGCAGCUUCAACCAGGCGAUCAAGACCAGCGACUUGGACCAGACGGAGUUCGAGACCGACAGCCUAGGCAACAACAGCGGAAGGCUGUCCUUUUCGCCCGACCUUUUCUCCUUAGAUUACGAGCCAGUGCCCCUGGACGAGCUAUUCGCCAAGGCGGCUCCGGUUGCCGCUGCGCCCGCUGCGCCCGCCAUGUCCCUGCCGCAGAUGAUGCAGACGCUGAAGCAGCAACAAAGAAAACUUCGCAGUGUGGAGCAGCGCCUCCGCUGCUACGGCCAACCCUCCAACUUGGCUGACGCCUCGCUGGAGCACUACCGCAACACCCCGCAAUAUGUUCACAAGCUGCGCUCCGUCAUCCGCGCCAUAGACAACAUCGGACGCGAAGACGGCUUCCGUGGCUGCACGAUGGAGCAGCUCGAGAGCUUUAUGUACUUUCUCAGCGAGUACGCGGAUGUCUGCCUGGCCAGCUGCAGCGAGCACAUGGACAAGAUACUCGACACACUGAUGGACCGCAGGGCCGUUCAGGUCUAGGCCGUAGUGCUGCAUAUCUUUAAUUUGACUUUGUAACCAGCUCUCAUUUCAAAUAGUUCUAGACGUCAACAUGUAAUGUUACAAAUAUUUUAAAUAAUAAACUUUAAAGAAAAAAGUUAA
Drosophila ficusphila is the source of this 4125-nucleotide messenger RNA. RefSeq lists its product as uncharacterized. Lineage: Eukaryota; Metazoa; Arthropoda; Insecta; Diptera; Drosophilidae. The record is from RefSeq and is a predicted model, not a curated record. The transcript is spliced from 3 exons. The coding region runs from base 442 to 4005 and encodes 1187 amino acids.